GCAGCAAUGGAGCUUUCAGUCUGUCAUUGCCGACUUCUAUACUCUCCCUCUCCGCCAUCAUUUCUCCCCUCUCGCCUCCUACCUACAAAGCUUACUUUCCUGAACACUCCGAUCAUCAAUCCUACAAAUCCAUUGCAUAAACGACAACUGGGGUUCGCACGUCUCCAAAGUCGCUCGGCUUCGCUAAUGGACUCUCACAGUCCUCUUCAUUCACUUGAAAAUGUCUCACCCUCAGAGUCUUCCAUAUUCACGACCGGUCGAAUUGGAGAGGUGAAUAGGGUAACGAAAGAGACUAACGUGUUUGUGAAGAUAAACUUGGACGGAACGGGUGUAGCUGAAAACUGCACUGGAAUUCCAUUCCUUGACCAUAUGUUGGAUCAACUUGCAUCACAUGGGUUGUUGGACAUGCAUGUGAAGGCCAAGGGGGACAUUCACAUAGAUGAUCAUCACACAAAUGAAGACAUUGGGUUGGCUAUUGGAUCAGCUUUGUUGGAUGCACUUGGAGAUAGAAAAGGAAUCAACCGGUUUGGUGACUUCUCAGCUCCUCUGGAUGAAUCAUUGAUACAUGUUGCAUUGGAUUUAUCUGGACGACCACAUUUAAGUUAUGAUUUACAAAUACCUACCCAGAGAGUGGGAACAUAUGAUACACAGCUCGUAGAACACUUCUUCCAGUCCGUGGUCAACACUUCUGGAAUGACACUUCAUAUACGACAGCAGCUAGCUGGAAAAAAUUCUCAUCACAUAAUUGAAGCCACCUUUAAGGCUUUUGCAAGAGCCCUUAGACAAGCAACCGAGUAUGACUUGCGUCGUCAUGGAAGUAUACCGAGCUCAAAGGGGGUUCUUUCACGUGCUUAAAGUGUUAAAAUUUGAUGGAAUGUGGAUGCCCUAGACUACCUCAGUAUUUAUCAAAGGACUACCAUUGUUAUAGAAGAAUAUGAUGGUGUUGCUGUAUGCCAUCCUUUUCAACAACUGAUAGAUGCCACUGUAGUUUGUUUAGAAGUUAGAACAUCAGAGCCAUGUGAUGUAAUUUGCCAAGAUGAUAAUCAUUGUGUAUUUGACUUAUUUGCUAAAAUUGGUUUCACCAUUUUUUAUGACACCGAUUUUUGUUCAAAUAAUACCCUUUUUGAAGAUUGAUAUAACAUCUUUCC
This is a messenger RNA of Cuscuta epithymum, 1148 nucleotides long. NCBI's taxonomy places the organism in Eukaryota, Viridiplantae, Streptophyta, Magnoliopsida, Solanales, Convolvulaceae. The record is from the annotation of a GenBank genome assembly.